Stylophora pistillata is the source of this 3243-nucleotide messenger RNA. RefSeq lists its product as uncharacterized. Gene Ontology annotation, biological process: proteolysis. NCBI's taxonomy places the organism in Eukaryota, Metazoa, Cnidaria, Anthozoa, Scleractinia, Pocilloporidae. Gene Ontology annotation, molecular function: metalloendopeptidase activity. The record is from RefSeq and is a predicted model, not a curated record.
GGUAAAAGGUUCUACUCACGUAGUCUUCAUUGCAUCCCCGUGAGACGCAUCUACUGAUGAUUCCGAAGAACUCUACAGGCUGAACAAGGAAGAGUUGAAGAGACUAUGGUGAAACGGAGAGCGGACUGUUUGCUGAUCAUUUGCGCGUUGUGGCUGUUUUGGCUCUAUGGCAGUUUACAUUACGCAGAUGGGCAUUACGACAAUGCUUAUCACCUCACACGCCCAGACCGAGUAGAUGGCAGAAGGGAAAAGAGAGAUCUUUCGACCUCUGAAAAGGGAGUUCACGUUGACACCGCCUCGUAUCGCUUGACUGCUUUUGACAAGGACUGGACCCUGGAUGUAAAACGAAACAAGGAACUUAUUCAUCCAUCUUUUUCUGUUCGUACAUUUGCAAAUGAUGGGUCGCACAUUAUCAGUCAACAGGGCGUCGUUGAUCAUUGUCACUAUCAGGGCUCCAUCCGGAGUUUAAAGGAUUCAAAUGUUGUCCUUAACACUUGUUCUGGAUUGAGAGGUUUAAUUGAUGAUGGCCAUGAGACAUUUUACAUCACACCUGAGAAUGGACAAAAAGAGCACGGAAUUCACAGAGUUAGCAGAGCCAAAGAAGACGAGUUUAAAGAAAUUCUUGAUAAGUGUGGAAACAAAGAAGCACAGGCAGACUCUCAUUCCUCACGCGAACUUCUGAGUCCAUUUUCACGGAUAAGAAGAAGCAUAUCGGGUCACAUUGAUGAAUUCUACAAACCAUUUCUGACAACAGAUGAGACGCGGUACAACGAACUCGCGAUUUGUGUGGAUUUUGAAAUGUACAGCAACCAUGACAAUGAUACCAAAGCUGUCACAGACCGUGUCAUUACAUUGGUGAAUGCUGUUGAUGCGAUUUAUCAGCGAAUAAAUAUCAGGAUAGUCUUAAAGGUGUUGGAGAUCUGGACCAAUGGUGAUCCUUAUAAGCGAGAGAAUGACCGAGACCUAGAGUUAAAGAACUUUAGGACUUACCGAAAUGAUAUUCUGAUGAAAAAAUUUCCUCACGACAAUGCACAAUUACUAAGUCACCGAUCCUGGCCAGGAGGGACCGUUGGUUAUGCAUGGGUCAACGGGAUGUGUGGUGGAAAUUCAAAUGGAAUAAAUUCCUGGUAUUAUAACAGUAUCAUUGGUCCUUACGUUACUCUUGCUCAUGAAAUGGGUCACAACUUUGGAUUCAAUCAUGACACAGGGACCUGCAAGUGCUUAACGCCACGUGGCUGCAUCAUGGGAGGUCACAAGACCAGACUUCCAGGAUUUUCAAAUUGCAGUUUAACGUCGCUGCAAAGGGUUAACGAUGCUUGCUUGUACAACGUGCCAACUUACAAGGCUGUCAACAGUUAUUGUGGAAACGGCAUACGUGAAGAAGGAGAGGAAUGUGACUGCGGUACUCCUGAGAUGUGUAAGGCCAGCGAUCCUUGCUGCGAACCCAAGAACUGUGUUCUCAAAGAGGAAUCUCAGUGCAGUGACCUACAUCAUUCAUGCUGCAAAAACUGCCUGGUAAGAAACUCAUCAGUGAUUCAGGGAAAUACUAACUUCGACAGUGUAAACAGAAGAGGCUUGAAUCCAAAAGUCACCGCUCGAUAUCUUCGUAUCAAUCCUCCAUAUUGGAAUGGCUGGCCUUGUCUAAGAACUGACUUCAUGGGCUGCUCUAAAGAUGAAGCCAUUCCGACAGAACCGACACCUCUGAAGUCUUACGGCUUAAACCUUUGUCUUACUCCACGAAGCAAGAAUUGCUCUCCAAAUGACAACGACCCCAUAGUAUAUGCAUCAGGUGUUCUGUGCUCGGAGAGCCAUUUCCAAUUUACCCUUGGAACAGAUGGGGUGCUGCGCCACACUUGUAGCGGGAAAAUGGUUUGUACAGAAAAUGGCGGCACAGGUAAUAGUGUGAAGAUUGUCGUCAGCAGUACCUGUUCACUUGAAGAUUCCAAAUUUGAAAGAACCUCAGGGCGAUCUCUUAAGCACGUUAAGUCUAGCAAAUGUCUACACACUACCGGAGGAUGGCCUGGUGUGGAUAAAUACAUGGUAAUAUAUAAUGGAUGCAAUGUGAAAAGGCUCGAAUUGUGGUUCGGAAAACAAGAUUGUGUGGAGCCACUUGGAAUGCAGAACGGUGAAAUCAAAGACAGCCAGAUCACUGCUUCCUCGGCGAGAAAGGGAGAACCCGCUCAAAACGCAAGGCUUAAUUUAAAGGGAAAAUAUUGGUGUGCAGGAGAGAAAAGUAAGAGCGAGUAUUUACAAGUUGAUCUCGGAGAGGUCAAAACUGUCAGCAAAGUCCUAAUACAAGGACGUGGGACUUGGUACUCUUGGGUAACUGGCUUCUUCUUACACUACAGUGAUGAUGGUCAGCGGUGGGCAACUUACACAGAGAGUGGAGAUAAACGGCACUCCAAUUCCCACUGUUAUCUUGGAAAGUGCAGUGAAAUUCUUGAAACUCAGUGUAAGGACUUAUGGGGAGCUAGCGCCAAUAGCGCUGACCCAGUAUGCUACGACAAACUGAACACUGAAGCCGCUGGAUAUGGUACAUGUGAUCCAGCAACCAACUCGUCAUGUGCUAUGUGCAUGGGUUACAAGUGCCGAUCAUUUGAAGAUCUCGAUAUCAGUGUGCGGUGUCCGUUGGUCAACAAUGAAGAGUGUGCAGGAAGAGGGGUCUGUACCAACAAAAAGGAAUGCCAUUGCGAGGGAGGAUUUGAUACUGUAGACAGUUGUAAGUCAGACUUGAUACCACGUGACGGAGCCUGGGGUGACUGGUCCUCAUGGACUGUGUGUGACAAGGGCUGUGGUGGUGGAAAAAGAAGAAGGCAUCGGUUCUGCAACAAUCCAUUCCCUCUACAUGGAGGAGCUGACUGCCCCGGAGAAAGGCACGAAACGGAGGACUGCAAUACAGAGAGUUGCCCCGAGGUAAUUUCAUGUCACCACUUAAAGCAGUUCGGGAAGGAACAGGGGAAGAACUAUCCUGAUGGUGUGUACAAGAUUUACCCCACAGGCUCUCAGCCAAUUAAGACAUAUUGUGAUAUGUCACGUGACGGCGGAGGGUGGACGCUCUUGAUCACUAGUCACACUAACGGCUGGACGGCAGAUAAUGUCAGAUUAAAAAACACGAACUCUCCAAAGCUGACUGAUGAUUACUCCAUCCUGCAGUAUGCAGACAGCAUCAAGAAUAAUAUCAACGUAGCUGGAUCAAAGUUUGAGUAUCGACUAGAGGCGCAAAGUUCAGGUAAUGUAAAAUAG